This is a messenger RNA of Pocillopora meandrina, 19761 nucleotides long. NCBI's taxonomy places the organism in Eukaryota, Metazoa, Cnidaria, Anthozoa, Scleractinia, Pocilloporidae. The record is from the annotation of a GenBank genome assembly.
AUGCCGCUUUUAGGGAAGAAAUCUUACAAGCCAAGCCCGUUUCCGAAUGAUCUGAAGUCUGAGGAAGAGGUUUUUGCCAUCAAAGAGACGAAUGAAGUCUUCAGGUCGUACGAGUAUCCUUAAAUAACGUCUGCAGGACCGCGAAGAACAUUAGUAACAAUGUCUUCUGUAGCGGAUAGGUAGUCACUCGAAUACAUUGUAGACGAUUUUUGAUGGGCUUUCCUCGUGAUAUGUACCUUGCAAAAUUAUUACUGAACCCAUCAUUCAUUUAGACUUACCUCCAAAACGGAUAAAGCAUUUUUAACGGAACAUUUCUUGGGGUGAUUAAGUAAAUUUGACCAGAAUCUUAAUACCAGAAUUUUCUCGUUGAUCUGUGCAACUAGUGCGUUAGAAUUACUUCUUGCGAGCUAUCACCCCGUAAUAUCUCUCUGCAGGUAGUCGUGACUUCCGUUCGGCUACUAACCUUGUGUAAAUGCAGUAAAUGAUAAAUCGUAGAUCAAACCACAAGGGUUGUGUAACUGAAACCUACACAUUUACAAUUUCAAGAAAUUAUAUCUAUUGUAAGAGAACAGUACUUCAUGUUUCAGUGAGAUACCUGGCAUAGUUUUUAUUGGUGGUGAAGUAUUUAGCUGUAUGAAAAUGAAUUUCGUAGAUGCCCAGUCAAUGGGGCUACCAAUGGUUAAGUUUUGUGCCUUUUUAAUCCUUUACCCAAUCCCAAAGAGGAACUAGCAAUGGUAUCACCCCUGAAUCAACCACUUGGGUCACAAGAAUGAAGGAAACGAUCACCAACUAAAUAUUCUCUUGAUUAUUACACAAAUCUUCUUGUCACCAACUUAGGAAAAGUAUAGACAUCAGAAAGGCCAAUAUGCAUUUUAAUAUUAGGAUGUAAAGGGUUAAGGGUUUUUUUUUUUUGACCUAUCUUGCUGUUUUUAAAGUGUAUGACAGACCAUCCUAGUAACAAAGGGAGCAUUUUCAUUUGUAUGAAGAUCACAUUAUCAAGGCCUUGCAAAUUGGUUGUUUGCAUGUAGUGCAUAUUUCCUUUACGCAAUCAAGUGAAUAUGUAAACCGUAUCCUUUUGUAUGGAUUUCAAAUCUGGAGCUGUCAGUUUACCGGUAAAACAAACCUGAAGUAUGAAGAAGCUGUAGCAAGUGAAGAACAGGCGCUGAAAAGACUAGAGAGCUUUCCAAAGUAUUUUGAGAAAACAGUUUUGCAGAUUGUGCAUCACAGUAAGUACAUUGUAUAAGUAUGUGCUGUAUAAGUAUGUGCUCUCAUCACUCCUUUCAUUAAAUAUUAUUGAAGUUCUAGAUUGCAUUUUAAUUAGAUGAACCUGACUCUUUUUAUUGUUAACCCUCUAACUCCCAUAAGUGACCAAGACAGAAUUUCUUGUCACAAGAUCAAUACAAUAUCAAGCAGACAUGUGACAAGAAUCAAGAAAUAUAUCAACAACCAGAUUAUUAGUUGAUUUCAUACCAAAUUUUCUGAACUCACAUCAGAAAAUUGCUGAUGAGAUCAUUGGAGUGAAAGGAUUAAAAGAUCAUUGUGCCUUUUCUCAUGAGUUACUCAUAUUAAGAUCUUAUUGAAGGCUGCAAAUAAAUGUGUGAAUUGGAACUCAGGAGGGUCUGUUUUAGUUGACUUACAAAGUGAGAAGCAAACCAAAACUUAAUCUACCCAUGGCAGUUACUUGGGCACAGGUGAUUAAACUGAUAACCAUUUUCUAUAGGUACAAGAACACUGCAAACUCUGGUACAAGAGUGUUACAAACAACUGGAAAAAGAAUUUUUGCCAAAUGAACCAGUAGAGUGUUUGGUCAAUGGGAAAUGGUAAGUCGUGAGUCAGACUUAAACUUGGGUAUCAAACAACUGUUCACCAAAGUGAAGGUGGCUAAUGUUGGAUAUUUAGUGAGCCAAAAAGCGGCAAGGUAAAUAUUGACCACUAGCCUUCAACUCUAAGUACACACUAAAACAGUAUAUAGCCAAAAAAGUUGAUAUUAACUAAUUUAUACCUGCAACGAUUACAACAUUUUUAGACCCAAACCACGGCAAGUUAGUUGAAUGUGAAUAGUGAAGGAUAUUGAGAGUUUGAGAAGUGAAUUAAUCAGAGUACAUGUUCAAUGUUAUGCACUGUUGAAGUAUGUAUAAAUAGCUGAUAAUGAUGGUUCAUUCCACUUUUUUUCAAUUAACUUUUCAUUUUUUGUUAUAAUUUUUUCCUCCUUCCACCCAUCUCAGGCUUCUAGGAAAAAUUUUGCAAAUUCACCACAGAGACAAGCAUGAAAAUGUAAGUUAUUUUCAGGAAAAGGCAAAGAGACAGUAUAGGUGUGAAAAACCUGGAAAGUAAAUAUAAUUUAAGUUUGGGUCAUGAAAGAUUAUGGGGAAAGACUGAAAGGUUUAUUCUAGGAAAAUGAAGCAAGAUGUACUGGGAAUUCAAAGAUGGUUUUUGCUUUAUCUUCAAACUAACUUAAUUAUUAAUACCAACACAAGAAAUUAAAUUAAUUAACUCAUUUUCAGAGCACUGAUAAAACAUAUGACUUUGAAUCUGGUGAGAUACAUGACUGCUUGAAGAGCAUUCCACCGGAGGAAAUCAGGUAAGAUAUAGUAUCUCUCUGUGUUCAGUAAAUACAAUCUUAAAGCUAUGAAGAGUGAAAAAUUUAUUUCUCAAACUGAAUGUCCUCAGUGUUCCCUUAUGAUGGAACUUCAAACAUUUUUGACAAUUUGUGUGAUUAAAAGAAAUUAACUUUACAUGAUAUUGGUAAUUUGAGUGAUAUUCUAAUCAUUUACACAGAAAAGGCUAACAUCUAAUUUAAAAUAUUAAAUUACCGCUUUAAAUUGUUUGUAAAGCAUCAUAUUCAUUACUUUUUCCAGAAUAUUUUAUUGUCAAAUGGAACCAUUUGACCAGCAGUUAGUUUUAACAUUUUACUUGUUUGUGUAUUAUUGCAAUGUCAAGGAAAUUAAAAAUACUUCUGCAUGAUCAAUGAAAAUGUCUCUUCUCUUUCAUCCUUUAGGAGCUGUGGCCAGAAAUUAAUUCUUUCCAUUGGUAGCUACAUGUAUAUCUAAGUUUUACCUUUUUUUUCUUUUAAAAGACGUGUUAAGAAAAUCCCGUCAGAAGAGUUGCUUAAAUGCUUCAUAUGUGUCAACACCCAAAACCCUUGGAGGAGUGAUAACAGCCCUUGGGUGGUUAAGGUAUUUCUUAAAUGUAGUCACUUCAUUCAGAUAAAAAAAUAAAUAAAUGAAUGAGCCACAUGGCAAAGAACUUCACUAGCCACUUGUUGUGGCCGGUGAAGUGCAUAGGCUUUGAGCUCUUGUAUACAACUGUGCAAUAUCUUUUCAUUAUUGCUAUUUUUCAGAGUGAUAUGGCAAAGAAGUAUUCCCUUGCUGAAAAAUAUAAUGAUUUCUCUUUGGUAUUGGGCAAGGUAUGUUUUAUAAUUUAUUUUUUACAAUUUACCUAACCUUAAUUAGAGGUCUCAAUAAUUUUGAAUACCCACUUUGUCUUUUACUUCAGACACUGUUCUGCUUUCAAAAAAUGUCUCAACAACUCAUUUGGCUGUCAACAGAAAAACCAAUUACACAAACCAGUUGAAACUUAAACUUAAAAGCCUUUAACCCCUAAGAGUGACUAACAUCUAAUUUCUCUUUACAAUAUCAUCCCUGAAUCAAAAAUUGAGGUCAUAAGAAUAAAUGAAAUGAUCACCAACUAAAGAAGCUCUUGAUUGCUGAACAAAUUCUCCUUGUCAGCACCUUAGGAAAUGUAUAGAGAACAGUAUGGAGAAUAUGUAUACUGAUGUUAGGGUGCAAGGAGAUGAGCUUUGAGGCUUGGAAAUAAUUUAGGAAAGCAAGUUAGUUGCAUCAGCACAAUGAAUCUUCAGCUUAGAGAGUGAAUUUGAACCCACAGUUUGGUAAUUGCCUUGAUUUUUUCAGAAAACAACACCUUUGUCUAAAACUCCCUCAAAAGGCCACAAGAGCAACAAGAAACAAAAAAAGGAGAAAACUUCUGACAAGAACACAUCACAAGGGAAGUCCCAAGUGAAGAAGACUGGCUUUAUGCAGAAAAAACUUGACUCCUUUAGAACAAGCAGUAAUGGCAAAGAUAUCACUAUGAGCCUAGCAAAGAUGUCUGACAAGUCGCAUAAAAAGGUAACACCAUCAAAGAAGAACUUCAUCGACAUUUGUUCAAGUCCUGAUAAAGAUAAUGACAAGACACCAUCUAGUCAACUGCAUGGUACUCCAAUUAAAUGCAGAUUGGUUCUAACACCUAUCAAAUCACCUCAAGUUACAGCUGCAAAGAGUAUCACUCCUGAAAGAAGUGUUGUAAGUAAAGACAACAUAAACAUGAAAAAUGUGGCUGUUGGAGAAACUGCAAAUGAUGUUGUCAUCACAGGUUGUAAAACAUCACAGACAUUUUUCUCUCAGCCAAGUAAAAAAGUCAGGAGUUCUCCUAAACAGGACAAAUGUGAAAAGUCCCGAGAUGGUAAAGGGGUGUUGAACAAGAAAUCAACAAAGAAAGGAAACAUUUCAAAAAAAUUAUCAAUAGUUAAAGGUACUAGCCUGAAGGAGAAGAAGCUUACUUAUGCAAUGGAAUCAGUAAAAAAGAAGGCAAAACUAGAUGUUUGUGUGCCAGAAGUGGAGUCAGUGAUUGUGGACAAUGAUUCUGAUAAGGAUUUUCAAUCCUCUUCUAAUAAGGUAAAGUUUGUGCAUGGUUGUCAAAUAAAGAAAGAUGUUAUUCAUUUUUUCAUGAAUUCAGGACAAAGAAGAAUUCAGGUCCCCAAUGUAAUUUUGAGGAAUCAAACCUUACACCUUCUGAUUUUGUUUUUAACAUUUGGUAGAGCAGUAGAAUUCAAUUCAAAGCUCUGAGGUUUGACUUUAUAUGCUUGGGGGGACUCAGAUUUUUCCUUUUUCCCAUACUCGUGACCAGACUAAUGACACCUUUUUUCUUUUUCAAAAUUUUUUUCUUAACACAUUUGUUUAUUUAUGCACUUGACAACCCAGUGGGUCAUCUUAAAAUUGAGUUGAAAUCCUUGAUUUGGACUUCUGUUGGCGUCACCUGACUGUAGCUUUUCCUUCAUUACCUUACAUGUCCUGUCUAAUAAAGAAACCAAAAUUAAAAUGAACCUCAGUACCUCAGCCUUAGAAAAUGGUUUUUCAGGGGUAAGCUCUAGCUGAGGUUUGAAUACAUGUAACAUUUUGACCAGUGGCUGGUGAUGGUGGGAUAGGCAGCUUUGUGUAUGACCAUUAAAUUACUGUACAAAUCUGGGAUCAUGUUUUCUGUAUGUUGGUCCAUGUGUCAACCAACAGUCAAUUAAAGUGUUGGCCAACAGUCACCAAGUAGUCUCCCAAGAAUUGACUCACCAGAUAGAUGAAUAAAGGGGGUAAGUUUUGAGAAAAAACUGUGGUACUGCAUCAGUGGAGGAGGAGGGUGGUUAAUAUAAGAUAAUUUGGUAUUAUCAUUUGAGUUGAUAAUGUAAAUUGACCGCUGUAAAGAGUUUUUAUAGCUGACAUUUGAGCAUUAGCCCUUCAUCAGAGCAAAGGGGCUAACACUCCAAAUGUCAGUUUUUAGAAAGUCUUUGCAUUGGCCAAUUUACAUAUCAAUCAUCUCAGUUACAAAAACCAAAUUAUCUAGACUCACCUACCUGGUAAUAGAGACAAGUUGGCUGAGUAUCUGUUGACAUAUUUAUUAAUAUAAACUGAUCCAGGGGUUGUCUGUCUGCUGUCUGACACUAUCAAGCUACUUGGUUUUCCUUGGCUUCACUGUAGAUAUUGUUUUUCCUUUUCUAAGAUUCCAGCCAAAUUGAAGCAAUCAAGUGGAAAAAUGAGACAAAGAACAUUGUUGGACCUCACUAAGAAGCCUGAAGAAGAGAAGGUUGCAUUCCUGUCUUCAAAGAUGACAGCCAAAAAACAGAAAACUUUGGCUGAAAUGUAAGGUUCAUGAUUUUAUGAUUUCCCAAUCAUAAUUUUUUAUCAUUUCAUUUGAUUUGGCCCAUAUUUAGCCUAAUUAGAUGGUGUGUUUAUAUUAAAAUUCAUUUGACUGUGUUAUAAUUAACAUAUUGUUGUUUUUGAACUAGUGUUACAAAUCAGUUAUUCAAAAUUUUACUGAAUAUUGCAAAAUGGAAUCAAGAAAAUAUUCAUCAAACUGGUAUGAUAAUCAUAUCUUUGUGUAGGUUUAGUGCUGCCUUCAGGAAGGAGAAACCAGACCAGGCAAUAAAUGCGUUAAUUCGGAAAACAGCUAAAGUAGUGUCUUCACCAAGCUGUCUUGCUCUUGAUCUUUCGACUCCUCAACGGGAUCAUGUCACAGAGAAAUGGCAUGCACAUAAAGAAAGAUUAAACAGGUACUACAACUCUAAGUAAUUACUAACAUUUUAAUCCUUUAACUUCUAUGAGUGAACAAGGGGUAAUUUGUCUUUACAACAUCAGAAUAAUGUCAAACAGACAAGUGAUGUGAAAAGAAAAUUAUUAUCAAAUCAUGGAUUAUUAGUUGAUCUAGUACCAAAUUCUCCAAACUAAUAUCAUAGGAAUUGUAUGACAGAUAGUGAGGAGAAUUACCACUGAGAUCUAUGAGUGAAGGGUCAAGGGUUCCAGAAAGUAAGAGGUUACAGUGUAAUUGCUGUUUUCUUGUGUAUUUCAGGAAGUUUAGUUCAAAGGUAAAUGGACUUUUGAAGGUAAGGCUGAUCCUCAAUAUCAAGUUCUCCUCCUUUAUGAUCAGUGUAGUUGCUUGGAAGACUAGUAUAUGAAUUGCUGGAGAUUGGUUAGCCAAUCAGAAUGUAGGAUUCUUUUGCCUGCUAUCUUAGCUUGUCACAUAAUAAAAAAAUAGGUGCUAUCAAAGUGUGAGGAAAACUUUAGGAACUGGUGUAGGUUAAGGUCCCAUUAGAAACUGAUAAGCAGCAGAAACAUAGGCUUUCAACCUAUGUUGCUUUCACUUAAUGAAACUGUGAUGAGAGACAGAAAUUAAGUAUUUUUGAACUGAUUGCAACACCAAUGUCUGGCUUAAAAUGUCCAAGAAUGCUGAAAAUCACAUUUCAGAAGAGCUUCAAAUUUUUCUGAGGGAUCUAGCCUCCAGAUCCCUGAGAGGGGGGUAUUGCAAAGCAACACAUAUUGCAUGCUAUGCAAGUAUAGUUCAACCCACCUAGUAACAUGUACUCAGUUCAGAUCAAACAUAUAUUACAUUUCCCAAUGACAACCCUGAAGUCUAGUAGCCUUCUAGAAGAAAUAGCCAUACUCCUGGUCACUGACUUUAAGCUAGGUGGAAUAGGAUGUACACAUUCUAAUAUGCAUAAAAUAUGUCAUUUUUAUUUCUUCAGAAAUGUGAAGACAGUGAUCUCAUAGAUGCUAAACCUCUCCCACUUUGUAAACCAGUGAAUGUACCCAUGGAAAUCACAGCUGAGAUGUUUGGUGAUAUAGCUAUGAUAGCAGACUUUGUGCAUACCUUCUGUGAUCUUCUUGCUCCUCGGGAAACUCUGCAUAUCUCUAUUGGUAAAUAUCAAAAUAUUGAUUAAAGGUUUUUUUGCACCCAGAGCAAUUUUCAAGUGGUAGUUGAAAGAUAUCAAGAGUUUCUUUGGUUUUGCUUCACAUGACUAUUGUAGCAAUUGGUUGUUUUGACUUUGAGAUCUCAUUGGUUCCUUGUGAUAUUUGUCUUUCUUCUGAUUGGAAGUUGUGAUUACUUUCAUUGGUGUUGACUUCAUGACACUCAAUUGAAACAUGCUCUGAGUGUUACAAAAAGAAUUGAUGAUUCUGAUCUGAUCUUAAAAUAAUCUGCAUAUCAUUUUAAGUCAUUAUUUUGACAAAAUGUGGGGAACCUGGCCUGAACUUUGAAUCACAAGCUCUGAGACCUUUCUUUCUUUUUUUUUUUUUUUUUUUUCUUGCAGAUAAUUUAUCACAGGCUUUGGUAUCUGGCAAAGAAGGCUUUCCUCUGCUUUCAAGAAUCUUGGUUGUCUUCCUUCAGAUUUUACUGCAAGAUAGGUCCACCAAGGUAAGUUCUGAAAGGAGAUCAAGUAGAACAAAACAAAAAAGCUGAAUUUAGUUGGACGGUUCCAAGCUCAAACUUAGUUGAGAGGUGGAAAAUAUUGAGCAAAUGAUGCAUGGCAGUGUUUGUUGAAACAUCAGCAACACUUCAGUCAUCUUUUUGCCUCUUUUACCUCAUUUUCUAAGUUGAACACGUCAAUCAUAGUUUAUAUGCAGUACAUAACUGUAACAACCCAAGUCACUCCAUCAACCAGUGGAGGAGUGGGUUGGAAAGGAGAAAAAACAGCCAGCUUUGGUAGUAUGAGAUAACACAAAUGAAAGUACUUGACAUACCCAAAGGAGCUGUGAAACGUCAUUAGCCCCUCCUGGAACUAUCCUGGUAGUAAAUAUAACAUGGCAACCUGACUUGAAUUGUUUUUAGUCUAACUUUGCUUAUGGUCAAAAUCAAUAACCUCUAGGCAUGUCAUAUUAGGCUUUUGUUUGUAUAUGAUUGCCACUAGAUUACACUUUUCCAUACAAUUACAAAUUAAUACUAAAUAUUUUGGAACAUUCUCCAGGGUUUAGAAUUGGGUAUGGACCUCUCAGAAAUGCCCUUGACACAGCACACAGCAUCUGAAAUCUCAAGACUCUACUUGAAUGCCAAACUUAAGAUGUUGCCAGCUUUUGAAGAGGAUAAACAGCUUCAAGGAAUACUGGAAUCACUAGAACAGAAAGAUUUCCAUCUCUUUAAUCCUGAAGAAAAGGCAAAGGUAUCUACAACAUUAAACUGAAUUACAAUAAUUAUAUCAAUCACCAAAGUAUUUUUCAAGUAAAUGUCUAUGUUUUGCUCAUUGUCUUCAUUUGGCAGUGCAGUUUAGAACUCUCCUGCUAAAUUUUGACAGCUUGAGCUUUAUUUUUCUUUUCAGACACAGAGAAUAUUCUUCUCAUAAUUUACAUUGUUCUCCUGGUCUUACCUUUUUAAUAGAAACUUGUUUCCGUCAUUGAAUCGUGUCCUGUUUAAUUUAGAUCCUGGUUACCCUGUGCCAUGAGGUUUUGUCAUCAAAUGCUGUUGAUGAUUACAUAGGAAGUCAACUCACAGAGGCCACAGAAUUAAGGUGGAGAUGAACAAUAAGACUGGUUUAUGUUAUCAACAGAUUAAAUUUCCAUGUUUUGCAAAUUUGUUUUAAUUUACCCCUUAAUCUUAAGAUCUAUUUGUCAAUUCUCUAUGCUAUUUAUUAAACAUUUCAUAUGAUUUUCAUUGUGAAAAUUUGUUGUCAGAUCAAAUGAUAUACCAUCAAAUUGCCAGAUUCUAAUAAUGAGUUCUGUAGUCUUGAACAGAACCUUUCACUUGGCUGUUAGUAUUUGGGUAAGGCAGAUCAGACAAUUCUCUAGUAAUUAUUUCACUGAUCUCUCCAGCUAAACUUGAAAACUUGUUGCAAAAGCUUCGUGCAGUAGAAGACUAAAGCCAUUUGAACAUACCUAAAAUUAAUGCUCAAGUUUUUACUAUUUUCUUAAUAUACUGGGAUUUAUUUGAAGGAAACAAAAGCAAGCCAAGCAAAGGGAGAAGAAUGAUAAGAUACGAGAGGAAAAGGAGAGGCUGAGGAAAGAAAAAGAGGAGAUGGAAAAAAAGAAAGAAGAAGAAGCAAACAAAAAGGUACAAAGAUGGAAGUAUGAAGGAAAAGAAUGUCUGUCCCCUCCAUUAUUUUAAGAGAUAUUACCAUUGAAUUUUUUAUGUUAUAGUAAAUUGUCUGGCUCGAUAAGAUUGUUAAGUUCUUUGAUGACAGACUGUAGCCACUCAAACCUCCCCUUACAGCUACCUCUCUCCAGCAACUACUUUUGUUUCUGUCCUGGAGGACAGUUCAAACAGUCACUCUUCUUUGAGCUCAUGCACUUGUGAUCUUUAAGUGAAUAAACUACUAAGACAAUAUCUUAUCACUGACAGCUGUUUACCUAUUUUUUACCUUAAACUUAGUACAUUUAUUUUUUAUUCCAGCAACUCAAGGUGGAUGAGCUAAGUAUGAAAGGUGAAAAAUAACAUGUAGAUACAUUUUUUGUAACCCUGAUUUCUUAAUGUGAUGGCCCAUGCAAGGAGAAGCAUAUCUGCACAUUAUUUCUGCCGUUGGAUUGUAAUUUGUAAUUUGCAAGUUGUAUUCAUUGCAUUUAGGUUAAAUUUUUCAUUUGUGAUUGUCUUAAUAUGAACCACUGUUAAAACAGCUGUAAGUAGAUUUUAAUCAAUGUACUAAAUGUGUUGUUAGCAUAGUAAUAAUAGUGCAAAAAAUAUGGAAAGAGCAAAAAAUUUUACUGAAUAGUGUUUGAGUGUGUAUGUAGUUUACUGCAGCUAAUUAGUUUUGUUUCCUUGAUGAAAAAAAAUAAUCCAAACUAUAAAUCAUCACUUGAUAUGAGUUUCCAUGUGUUAAAAGCACUCAGGGAAAUUAAUAUCUGUUUUUGUCUUUGUAGACACUGGAACAGAGUGUGUCACUUCAGAACCCCUUGGUUGUGGUCCAGAGAUGGAGAUAUCCAACAAAAUGGAGGAGAAGAGAGAAAAACAGAAAAGUGAAGUUUCCCUGAGAGCAGAACAGGACAGGCAGAGUUAUGAAGUUGUUGAAACUUUGAGGAAAAGAAGAGAAGACAUGGCUGCAAAAGACAUCGUCAAUGAAAAGAAACUAAAAGAGAAGGAGGAGAGGUAACGGAAUAAACCAGCAGAUUGUGCAUUCACUAAGAUGCAGCAUAGAAAUCUCUCUUCCCACGAUGGUAAUCUGAACUGAAUUUAAGACAAGACUUUUUUUUCUCUUAAUUUAGACUUGCAAAAGAAGAAGAGGAACAGUUGAAUGUAAGUAUGCAUAGUUGUUUAGAGUAGAGUCUAUUUUGAUUGACUAUCAUAGAACCAAAUGGAAGUGGAAGCUAGUUGUCCUGUGCUCUUGUCAAAUUGUUGUUACCUGUCUGUGUCUUACAUUGACCUUGAAUACUCUUUUUUGUACAUCAGUUGGUCUCAAAGACCUACACUGAGCUUUCACACUCUGUAGAAGCUCUAAAACUUAUCUGUUGUCCCUGAUAGUUACCCAUUUCAUUUACAUCAAACUUUAUAAUUCCUAUUUCUUGUUUAGUCUAGGAGUUUGAAACUGGAACAUGACCUAAAUUUCCUUGAAUUUGUCUAUAGGAUACCUUGUGACUUCUAACAUUAAAAAAAGAUUAAAUUUGACUUCAAUUCCUCUCUUCUCAGCUGAACAUGGCUCAGUGUCUGUAUUCUUUGAGAUUAAAACCCAUAGGAUGUGAUCGCAACCAUGGCCGUUAUUGGGUGUUCAAUGGUGUGGCACCAGGGGUUUUUGUAGAGCACGGUUGGAGAAAUUUAGAGGAUCUAGCAAUACCCACUAAGGGUGUUUCUAAAGUGGAGAAAGAAGUUGGAGACACUGCAGAUGCAACCAUUGAAACAGAAAAUAAGAGAGAACUGUGUGAAGAGGGAAAUGACAUUGAAAUGGUAGAAGAGACUAAAGUUGAAAGAAAGAUGGACUCUUGUGCUAAAGAUAAUGAAAAUGAAUCAAGGUAUAUCUCCUGCAAUGUUAGUAAAUGAAGUUGGGGGAGUAAUCAGUGUGCAGUUGAAUGUUUUGUUACCAUUCCCCUGAAAUGCAAAGGGGGGGAGGGAUGGUGCAAUGGUAAGAGUGUUCACCUCCCACUACUGUGGCCUGGUUCAAUUCCCAGACCUAGUGUCAGAUGUGGGUCGAGUUUGUUGUUGGUUCUUGUCCUUGCUCUAAAGGUUUUUCUCUUAAUUGGACUCCCAGUUGCUGCACUCUCCAUCAUCAUUUCUGAUGCCUAUCCCCCCUCUCUUCCCAUCCCCUCCAUUCCCAUCCCCUCCAUUCCCAUCCUUCCCAUUCCUUCCCUUCCCAUCCCCCUCCUUCCCAUCCCCCCCCUCCUUCCCAUCCCCCCCCCUUCCCAUCCCCCCCUUCCCUUCCCAUCCCCCUCCUUCCCCCAUCCCCCCCUUCCUUCCCUUCCCAUCCCCUUCCCAUCCCCCCCUUCCCAUCCCCCCCCCCCCUUCCCAUCCCCCCCCUUCCCAUCCCAUCCCCCCUCCCUUCCCAUCCCCUAUAAAUACCCAUUUUCAACCUGGUCUUUAUGGAGUCAUACUUUUUUCCCAUCAGGUUGACUGAUGUUCCAUAUGAAUGGUCCUGCUACAGUACUGUUGAAGAAGUUCAGGCUUUGCUUUCCUGUUUGUCAAGUCAGGGUAUCAGGGAAAGUGAGUUAAAGAAGGCUCUCAAAGAAAAAUUGCCAGAAAUCACUGAAGGAAUUGUUAAAAGGUUGGUAUGGCGUGAGGGCCAUAUAAGCUUACCCUUUACACAUAUAUAUUACACAUAUUUUGUACUUAUUUGCUGAGUUGGGGUUUUGGACAGGAAAUUUUUGGCUCAAGGUCUUUACGUAAGGAUUGAGCACAGUGAUGUCCAUACGUCAUAACUGAGAGUAGACUGUGAGCAGUUCCUUCUUUUUGGUGUUUUUUUUCGCUGAUUUUUAUUUUUUUGACGUGUGCGACAGACGACGAAAAGGAGGGGCUGCUUGUAGCCUAAACCAAGAGGCAAAUAUUUUCAGGUGUGGCCCAACUCAACUCACUCAGUAAGCUGUCUUCUUUGUAUUGUAUGACCCUGUCUCUCUGUACCUUUUUUCCCUUUGUUCUUCUAUUAAAUGUGCAUCUGGUGGAGCAGUAGGCAGGCCCAAACUGCCUUUUCCAACCCUACCCAUGCCAUCCUGCAUGGCACUCAUAUUGGAAAGUUUCUCCUUGUGGCAAUCAACGAAAGCACUUGGAAUCCUUCAGGUCAUUUGGCAGAAUUGUGAACUCUCAUUAUAACUCAAAACAUUCACCCUUCAAUUAAUUUUUUUUGUUAGUUUUUGACAUAUUUUUGUCUAUUCAUUUGAUGUCAUCAGGAAUUCUUCAAGGAAAGUUUUAAACCCAGAGACUGGCGAAGAAGUCCCUUAUAGCUCCAUCAAAGAGGUAUGUGUAAUGUCAUGUCACUUCGUGUGUGCUUGGGCUAAGAAACUAAACCGAAAUCAUGCAACAUGAAAAAUAUAUGCAUAACAAGUUGCAAUUUUUUCUCACCUUCCACUCUGCUACUCCAGAGGAAAAAUUCCUUGCCAGGUAUUUUCAAAACAAACAGAAAGUAGAACAAAACAAAUUGUUAAUAUAAAUUGACCAAAAAAAACUUCAGUGCAGAAAAUUUCCCUUCCAUCUAUUUCCGAUUUUUUCUUAUGUUUUGCUGGUAAGUUUUCAAAGGAAGAGCGUCUUUCAUCUUCAAUAAUUUAUUUACUUUACAAUCUUCUUUUAUCAGGAAUUGAAGGACACUGUUGAAAGACUCUUCUAUGGAAAUUUAGCAGAGCUUGAAAGUGGCCUGGAGGAAUAUCUAGAGGGGGUAGAUCAAGCCAAGACUGUCAGUGAUUUGGUAAGACAGUAAACAUUGACCUAUUUGUGAAAAGAAAAAAGAAACGGUAAAAUUUUAGCUUUUUCGAUGAAUCAAGGAAGUUUGCAUUAUUUUUACACACAAUCCUUGGGACACUGCUGGUCCAAGCAGUAUACAGGACACGAGUCACGCAUGAAGCUAGUUACGGCGUAACUCACUGUGGCUCAUUUGUACAGCAUCGGAGCGCGGAGUCCUUAGCUCGAUUCCUCGCGGGAGACCCAGAUAUAUCCUUUGACUUACGCUCAAGAACUUUCAUUAAAAUGUCUUAUGUGAUAGGCCCAGGGGAACCCUAUUUCAGGACUUGGUGUGAAUGUUAUCAAAAUGUUAUUAUUUUCUUUCAAUAAAAUUGGGUUUCGAUAUUUUAUUCCAGGACUGAGGUUCUCACCUCUUGGGUUGCUACAUUUUAGUUUUUCUUGGUCGCAGGAUAACAGGUUUAGACACCCUUGAUCUAUUUAAUAAUCGUUUACCGAGGCUGAAGUUUCUGAACUUGAAUUCCUUUUGGCUCAGGCUUUGCAGCUUGGUAAGUUGUUACAUGCAGUGUUACCACGGUUCUAUCGGGGAAUGUUCCAUUUGGACAACAAAGGAUCUGAAGAAGCCAAACAAAGAUGGUUAGAUGCAGUCAAUAAAGCAACAACAGUGUCUAGAUGUCAUCUGCUACUUGGAAUAUUGGCUUCUCUUGUGAUAUGGGAUAUGUCAGCAGAGCAUGCGGUAUGAAACCCUUUUGAAAAAAUUGAUUGAUUAGGCUAUUGCUAUGGUAACCUCGCAUGUUAAAAAUGAGCACAACUUGUUAAGAAAUAAUUGGGCAUUUUUUUCAAACCAGUACUAAGGAAACAAACAAAAAAAUGUAGAAGCAAUAAUCCGACAAAACGAUCCCACGCGUGAGCUAAGCAAUGUGCACGUGUUGUGUAUCUAUGUUAACCUCGCUAUUGCCUGAUCUCCCGUGAAGGACAAUUUAGGCGAAAAGUUAAUUUAUUAUUAUACUUUUAUUUUCUAUCACGUGUAGCGAUGCAAGAUUUGUGGGCGCAAAGAUAUUGGUAAGACGCUGAUACUGUGUGACCAUUGUAACCAAGGUUACCAUCUGCAUUGUUUACGGCCAGCGCUAUCUAAAGCGCCCGAGGGAGACUGGAGCUGCCCUGUUUGUAAGGUAACAGUCCGUAGCUAGCCGAGUUAGGGGUGGGUAACCUGUGAGCCUUGCUUAAAUCAAUGGGAGUAGUAACGCUGAAUGAAACCUGAAAAGUUAGCAUUUUACUUUGGAUACGUCAAGCGAAAUCCUUAAGGACAGGGGAUCGUGUUUUUGCCAUUUUAAAGGUUUGCAGGAGUUAUGGAAAACCUGGAAGUCAAAGAAUUUUGCAACAUGACUUUUAAGGCUCAGAAAGUCAUUGAAGUAUGAAGAAGAUCCUGGAAAGUCAUUAAAAAUGACUCAUUGACUUUUCUUAGAACAGCGAAUCAAUAAAUAGGUGGAUUGAGAAAUCGGUUUUUCGUUAGGAUUAUUUUGAAACCAACCGCUCGAUCUAAAUUUAAAUAAAGUAUCGGAGAAGCUCUUGGAAAGUCACAGAGAAAGUUCGGAAAAACUACAAACUAUUUUUAACUGUCAAGGAAGAGGGUUUUAGUUUCCGCAAAAUUUUCUUUGGGUUCCUUUUAGGUCGGAAUUUUUCUCGACGGGUUUAAUCGAGAUUAAAGGUUUUUCGUACUUUUAAAAGUACAAAAAAACUGUACUUUAAAAAUUUCGUAGAUUGAGUACUAAGCGUUUACUUUUUUACCCAAAUAAUGUUUGCCUGGUAUAGCUAUCAUAGGCCUUUGUUCGAGCGAAGGAAAGGGAAAACACUUGUGAUGUUUUUCUUUGCACAGCCAAAUGAGAGGGUCAGCAGUCGGACAGGAACCAAGAAUUACAAACAAGAAAGUGGAAGUGAGAUUGAAGAUUCAAAAGAUGAGGUAAGUGUUCACGACGGUUUAGACAACCGACGACUUCCGAAUUUUACCAAAUUAAUCAAUGAAAUAAGUCAGGUUUUACAUGUCGGUGGGUAAUUGAAUUAUUCUCAAAGGUAACAAGCAAUGCUUGUAGGGGUAAGCGGCAAUGGGCUUGCAUACAUUGCAACGGGGAGUCGCAAUAUUGCCAAUCACUUGAUAAUAGGAAAACUGGGCUUACCUUCGGCCGUAAGGACCCUCUUGUUUCUGUACAUUUUACUCGAUCUUAUCCAUUGAUUCUCAUUGAUCAGGCAAGUGAGGCCAGUUUGAAUAGUUGCGAUGAAAAUGAAGAUUACUGCUACACAUGUGGAGAAGAUGGUGACUUGAUCUGCUGUGAUACGUGCCCGCUGGUUUUCCAUAAAACAUGUCAUCAGCCACCUCUUAGGAACAUACCACGGUAAAGUCCCGUUUGCAUCACGCACACGCAGCACUCACAUCACUUGGCUUGUGCCUAGCCUUGUACACUGAAUAACGUUUUUCGACUUUUUAGGGGUGCGUGGAGUUGUUGGUUCUGUCGCCAGCCAAAGGAUCAGAAGAGUGUGAAAGGUACUGCAUCAAAGAACAAAAGAAUCCACUGUUAUUAAAUAUCAUAGUUAGGACAUGAGUUAUAAGGAAAUGAAACUUUAUUUUUUUGGCUCAAUGAUGAUUAAGUCUUUUAACUGUUAAAGCUUCUCAGUGGUUUCAAUAACAUUUGGUACAAAUGGGUAUUUUGAAUAGCAGGCGGGUAGUUCUCAAGUCCUGUAGGGCCUUUUCUUUCUGCGGAGGCUUGGGUUCCCUUGAAGAAUUUUGAAGGUUAAGGCUUUUUUUAUUUUAUUUUCCUUCAUUUUGAGGUAUAUUCCAAUUUAAGUUACCUUCCUGUUCCAAGAUAUCAGCCAAUUUGAAGAGAAUUACACGUAUACUCGGAGUAUAAUGACGCUUAUGCAAAGGCUACAAGCGGGUAGCCAGCGCAUUACGAGCGCAUUACUGGAGGGUUGAUCUGCCCGCUACCUGGCUAAUAUUAUAACCCCUGGUUUCUGCUCUGUGAAGAAUUAUUGCUUAUAGAUUACCACUGAGGUUUGUUGUAACAGUUACAAACAUAAUUUCAUUCAAGUUAUGUGUUGAGUAACUAAUUGAUUGAUUGAUUGAUUUCGCUACAGUUCGUAAAUCAGAGAAGUCCGUAAAAGCCAAAGGGAAGGCGAAAAAGCUUUUAAAGCGAAUGGGAAGCUUUGUAAGAGAAUCUGAGCAGAAGCAACCUCACAUGCGAAUCAAGACGGCGUCGAAGCGAAUUUUUCAGAAGCAUGCACGUGACGGAAGAAAAAGAGCGCGUGAUGCACGUGCCAGAGCUGUUUCAAGAGCCCGUCCAAGUUUGGAGGACAUUUCUGAUGAAGAAAGCAUCGAUGGCCGAGGCAAUCAGAAACCUAGAAGAGUGUCCAGAAGGCUUCAGAGAAUGUACCAACAAGUUUCUGAAGAUGAAUUGGAAGAAAACAGCACAAGGGAUACGAAUGUAAAAUCGUUUUAUGGUAAGACCAACAGAAAAGUGCGCAAACGGGAAGUCUUCUGUGAGGAAGAUGAUGACUUGAUAGAGGAAAGGGAAAGGAAUGCCUGUAGGAAGACGCGUGCGCACAAUAGGCCUCAGAUUUCAGGUUAGUUUGUAUGUUUGUUUUUCUCAAGUUCAACCUUGGUUAGAUGCAUUUCACUGUUUCGUGAGAACACUGAACUAGCGUGCUGAUACGUCAGACCUGGUAUUUUGUCGAAAACAAAUCUCCUUCACUGAUUCCUUGGCCCUCUUUCUGUAGGAAUUAUUUUUUAUCUUGCUUGUUGUUUUACAGAUGUUUCUGAAGAUGAGGGAGACGAUGACGAAGAUUCCGGAAAGGAAAACCGCAAAAUUAGUCCCUUUGCAUCGUUUCAAAAGACUACAUACAGAUCCACGAGGAAUCACCGAAAAGUUCCGAGCUCUUCCGAAGAAUCUGAUGAGAGUGGAUACACUGAAGAUACUGAGGAGCUUAACAAUGGCCGUCCUUCAAGGAAAAAAGGCAAAAAGAACGCGAAGAAUUUAUCUGUAAACAAAGCCGGACGAAAGGCAGCAAGGAAAACUAGAAGAACCGAAGAAUCAUCCGAGAAUUCCAAACGACGACGUGCCAAUGUUGAGGUAAUCAUGAAAGAGUAAUAUUCAAAUGAGUGUCAAAUGUAAUUUGGCAUCGUAGUGGUUUUCAUUUGCUUCGACUCACUUAUAAUUAGAUGAUCUCCACAGAAAGCUCGUACCACUCUCCCAAAAAAUCAAAUGAAAAGCUAAAAACACCAAUCAUGACUUAGUCACCUUUGUUCUUGCGGAUCGGACAUUUUGCUUGAUUUUUUUACAUUUAGUUCUAAUUUGCUCUUCGAAGUAUAUAUUUUUUCCGCUUGUUAUUUUGGUUUUGCUCUUACAACACAUAAUCGCAAGCGGCUCCUAUUUGUAUUUUUGUUUUUAUCUUAUCUUCUAUUUCUUUAUUUUUCCCAUAUUCAGUCUUUGCCUUGAAUUAGAUGUGGCUGUCGUUUUUAGAUUGCUAUCGUUAUGAUGAUUACUACUUUUUCUAUACCUACUCAUCUCGUGACUCACGUAUAUAUCAGGGGAAUUUCCAAUUCGAAGGAGACACAACUCUAACUUAGAAAAUAAUGUAACUCUGUAUUUGGUUUUCUGUUCAGAUGGACACUUGUGAGCAAAUUUUACGUGCACUUGUUCGUCACGAAGACAGCUGGCCGUUUACACAAGCGGUUAAUGUUCGUGAGGUAGGCUAUGACUGUUCCCCCACUGAAUUCUUCAGUCUGAUUUAUUGAAACUAUUAGACAGGAAUGAAAACGAAAAAAUUCUCUAGCGGCGUUCAAGUGAUAGUCAUUAAAUUUGUAGACUAUAACUGGGAAGGUAACUCCGUUGCUUUCCUAAUUUUUUUUUUUUGGUUAGAUCAGUUGUACAAAAAUUAUAUCUACCAAGAUUGCGAUUGGGCUUUCUUUAUUAUCACUUUAGUACGAGUGUUUCUCCACCCGCGUGAAAGUAUGAGGCCUUUUGCAACGCGAGCCCGCGAGAUAUCUACAAGGGAUCUUGCACUUAUAAUUAGUGCCAGUCCCCCGGUAAACCUCUCCUCGACUUGUCUCAAAUCUUCACGCGGGCAGAAAACGCACGUCCUGCAGUACCUAUAAUGAGAACGUGUUCGUGGGCUAAUUUCUUUCUUUUUGAUGUGUCAGUUUGAGAGAACAUUGAUCUUUAUGUGUGAUGGGACGAAUCGCUGGCACAGGAGGUUAAAAGGGCUUAAAAAAAUUCUUUCUUAAAGCAUGUGUGACCAGAUAAAAAUAUAGUCAACUAAUCUAAGACGAAACCUUAUAUAUCUAAUGUUUCCAGGUCCCAGACUACCUGGAUCUUGUUUCAACCCCCAUGGACCUGGGUACCAUCAAAGGAAAACUGAAUAGUUUAGAGUACCCGGAUGUGGACAGCUUUGAAGCUGAUGUUCGGCUUGUAUUUUCAAACAGUGACAAGUACAACCUGGUAAGUAACUAAGAUCUCCAUUGCAUGUCUGCGUUCAACAUUGCUGAUCUUGAAUCUUGAGCUUGUUUUCCCAUACGAGAGUUUGCUAAUACUGGCAUCGAAAUGAACCAAGUCCCAGUGCCAAGUCCCUCAGGGGGCAAGUUGCUCGCGCGUCCUUGAUCUCCGCUGCCCCCUGAGGGACCUGUUGCUUGCAUGGCCAAUCACUGCAUUCAUUUAAUUUAGAAGCCACUAUUUGUUAAGUCGCGCAUUGAUCUGCACUGGUAACAACUCCCUAUUGCCAGUCAAAAAAUUUAAUUUUUUCCAAUUCUUUAAUUUUUCAGAGCACUUCAGAGGUUGGACAAGCUGGCAAGAACCUGGAACAGUACUUUGACAAAAUAUUUGAAGAGAAUUUCUCAAGCAAGGACAGGAAAUCUAAAAUCCAUCGAAAACGAUGAUCAAGAGCUUUAGGCAUAUCACUAGCGACAAAAUACUUGAAAUCAUGAAAGUUGAAUCAGAUCGUUACAUUCAUUUGGUAGCAAUUAGAAAAUAAAAGUCAUUAAUGGAAAUAACAUAAAGAGGAACCGUAGGCGAGAACUUAGCACGUUCAACACAGAUGUGGCUACUUUGAUUUUCGUGUUGAGUUUUUUUAUUUUUGCGAAGAUCAAAAAAAAAAAUGUUGAAAUUACAAUACGUUUAUCACCCGUUCCGUUUUUACCGUUUGUUCCUGUUGUGUUCCGAUAGCCUAAGUUUGUAUCUGGAUAAAUGGUUUGUUCCAACCGUUAGAAAACAAGGCCUGUUAUUUUCUUUUUUAAUUUUUAUAUAUUAAAGCAUUUUUUGAUCCUGAAUAUUUUUUUUCUCAUUACUACUCUGUUAAAUAUUACUUUUUAAAUCCUCUUCAGUUCUUUUCACGAAAAGGAUUGAUCAAUGUGUAAUAAGACAAUAAAGUUUAUGUUUUGGGCCC